AGAGAAAGAAAGAAAGUACAACUUUGGAGUCAAACUUUUGUUUUAAAAAUUGCAAACCCUCCCAUUAUUUUUUCAACAGUCUCUGCAGAACUACAUAUAAGAAGGGGGUCAGUUCUAGAGAAUUAGACACCCAAAGAAGGACCAAAUAAACCCUUAAUUGUUCAAAGAGUAGGGUGCAGCCUUUUCCAUCAAUCUUCCCAUCUCCCACUUGAAACGCUUAUAGGAAGAAGCCUAUAUACAACCAUAUAACAUACACUUUCCUGGCUGUAGCAGGUCUUGUGAAAAUACUUGGCAACAUAUAGAGAAAAGAAGAGGUUGUACAAAAUGGGAGUUGAAGGCACUUGGGAGUACUUCUCCAAUCUGAUCAAUAAGCACAAGAAGAAGAAGAAGCAGAUGCAAACAGUGGCUCUAAAGGUUCGAAUGGACUGUGAGGGCUGCGGGCGCAAGAUGAAGCAAAUCAUGUCUCGCGUAAAAGGGGCAAAGCAAGUGGAUGUGGACGUGAAGCAGAUGAAGGUGACAGUGACAGGUUACAUAGAGCCAAAGAAGGUGCUGAAGGCAGCACAAGCAACGAAGAAGAAGGUCGAGAUGUGGCCGUACGUUCCAGUUUCGAUAGAGCCAUACCCGUACGUGUCGGUUGCUUACGACAAGAAGGCCCCUCCGAACAUGGUUAGAAGUGUGCCCAACACAGCCAACAUUACAGAGACUGUGGUCGACGAAAACUAUGUUCGAAUGUUCAGUGAUGACAAUCCCUACGCUUGCUCAAUCAUGUAGACUUGACUUUGCUUUUAAUUAAUAAUCUCCAAAUAUAUACACACGUCACAAUGUCAUGUUUGAA
Molecule: messenger RNA, 835 nt
Organism: Momordica charantia (bitter melon)
Lineage: Eukaryota; Viridiplantae; Streptophyta; Magnoliopsida; Cucurbitales; Cucurbitaceae
Product: Heavy metal transport/detoxification superfamily protein
Molecular function (GO): metal ion binding
Source: RefSeq, a predicted model, not a curated record